GCUCUUCUGGUUAGAUGCUAAACUGCAUUUUGUUGCCUUGUACAUGGGUAAUGACAGUAAAGUUGAAUCAAAUCUAAUCUAAAGUUACAUUUAACAGGUACUGUAUGAGUGAAGACAUUUUAGUUGUAAAGAUUAUAAUGUCUCUCAGUAUGACAGAGUUGUUUUAGAAAUACUGGUCAAGACCUGAAUUGUUGUGGAGUCACGAUGGCUUUCAACACUGAUUUUGGAGUUUGUUUAUUUUUGAUGGAGCUGAGCUAACACUUUUUCUCCAUUGUUUGUGCUAAACUCAGACAUUGUUCCAUAAAUGAGCACCAGAUAAGGUAAAAGAGCAAGAGAAAAGACAGGGAGAACAUUAAGGUUACAAACUUUAACUCUGGCUGAGCCUGAGAGCAUUUGCAGGAAGAAUGGGGCAAACUGCCCUUAUGUCCUGCAACCUUCUGCCAGUGCAAAAGCUGUAGUAUUAACACUUGAUAAAACUGAGGUUGUAGGGCCCUUCAGGAGGUGCUACAGGUUGUGGCUGAGGAUUUGGGGUGUCUCAAAAGCGUGUGGUGGAAGAGCAUCUUGUGCUGAUGAUUUCAUGCAAAUUGAUGUGUCCAGCAGGCGGCGCUGUUGUCUGUAGAGAUGUCACAGAUCAACAAUUUAUUGUUUCAACUGUAAGAUAUUUUAUGUGAUCACUUGUAUUGCUUUAUAUUUUUAACAGUUCUGUUUUCUGUAUUGAGGUGUUUAUAUUUUACUGAACAUCUGAUCCAGAUUUGGCCGACCUGUUCAUCUUUGGCGUAAUGGCGUCACGCCCCCCUCACCCACGUAGGAUUUAUUUCCCCAUCACCGCAUCCUCCAUUCAACCAAGAAACCGCAGCGGGACUCCGCGACAACAGCAGGGUGAGUAGGAGGCCCGCACCGCAGGGAGAAGAGUGCAGUAUGAGACCUGCCACGGGGACAGAGAGCCAACCGGAGCCACCACCGCUACACACUGGAGGAGGCGACAUGACUACAGAGUAAACAGGCAGGAGGACGCUACUGAGCUCUCGGUGAGGGGAAGGAUACGCAGGUGGGUUGAAUGGAUGAUCAGAUGGCGGCUGAAGGUCCUCACGGAGCGGCUAACUAACUGAUGCUGUGUCUGCUCCUGGUGCCUUUGCCACAUUCACAGAGCUCCCCUGCUGAGUCCAGCGGCCGCAGUCAGGAUGUCUGGACCUACCACAGAGGCCGAGUUGGGACCGGAGCUUCCGGACCUAAGCCACCUGAUGGAGGAUGAGCGGUGCAUCAUCCUAUCGGUGAUGGAGAGAUGGAGGAGGAUAAAGAGCAAAGCAUGCUCAACUACCAUGGCAAUGAGGAGAAGGAGCUGCUAGACCGGAGGCCUUCAAUCAGAGAUGGACGAGACGUUUGUACUCAGAGGGUCCGCCACCAACGCCACCAACGCGCCGUCUUCCUGGCAGCUGCCCAGCCUGACCACCUGAUCCUGAGACGCACAGCUCUCCAUCUGAAUCGACCUGAGGGCUUGGUUGGAUCUGGAGCUCAGAGGUCAUUCUCUGUGGACCGGGCAGCCAACCGUGUCAGGCCCACAUCUCCCCAGUGCAGCCUUUUACCACAGCAAAACCUGGAGCCUAGUUCCACUCUCCAGAAGAAGUUGACCGAUGAGAGUGUAGCACAGAGGGGGAGAAGAAUUGGGAAGAUGCAUGUGAUCGGUAGCUUCAGCAGUUCUGAGGAGGAGCUAGUGACCAUGCCUGAAUAUACCAGCUGUGAUGAGCCCGACAGAGACAUGGACAGCCAAUGGUGGGAUCAUGGUUCCUGGCACGGCGAGCCUGCACCCAUGUCCAUGCAACCAGUCACAUGGCAACUGUCCAAGGAUGGAGAGCAUCUGAUUGGUCAAAUCCUACUGAACAAGAGGAUGAAGGAUGGGACAGUUCCUGUAGAUACAGGAGCGCUGUUGGGUCUCAAGGUUGUCGGGGGGAAAAUGACGGAGUCUGGACACCUCUGUGCGUUCAUCACCAAAGUGAAGAGAGGAAGUCUGGCUGACACGGUGGGACACCUGAGGCCAGGUGAUCAGGUUCUGGAGUGGAACGGCCAUGUUCUACAGGGAGCCACAUUUAAUGAAGUUUAUAACAUCAUCCUGGAGUCCAAGUCAGAACCACAGGUGGAGCUGGUGGUGUCCCGUCCCAUCAGAGACAUUUCCAGAGCAGCCGACAGCUCCCGCGUCCAGCUGGACUCCAGUUCCAGUUCCUUUGACUUGCAGAAAGUUGGUCCAUCCAUCUCCGUCAUGUCUCCCAUGAGUCCCAGCAUUCUGUCAGGACUGCCAAUCAGCUGUCAGUUAACAGCCAUUUCCAUGGUGAUGUGUGUUUUUCAGACUGUGAACAGGCGUCCUCUGGUUCCCAGAAUUCAGCUAAAGCUCUGGUAUGAUAAAGUUGGUCAUCAGCUGAUUGUCACCGUUCUUGGUGCCAAAGAUCUUCCUGUUCGAGAUGAUGGCCGACCCAGGAACCCUUAUGUCAAGAUCUGCUUCCUGCCAGACAGAAGCGAUAAGAGUAAGCGGAGGACAAAAACACUGAAGAAGUCAGUGGAACCUCGGUGGAACCAGACCUUCAUGUACUCGCCAGUUCACCAGUGGGAGUUCAGAGAACGGAAGUUAGAGGUGACGGUCUGGGAUCAGGCGCGGGUCAGAGAGGAGGAGAGCCAGUUCCUGGGAGAGGUCCUGAUAGAACUGGUCUCAGCUCUGCUGGACGAUCAGCCUCACUGGUACAAACUGCAGCUUCAUGACCUUUCCUCUGUGCCGCUGCCCAACACCUCCCCCUACCCGCAGAGGAGAGGACUGCAGCCUGAAGUCCCUCAGGCCAGCAGGAGGCUGCAGAGGUCUCAGAGGAUCAGUGACAGUGAGUUUUCAGACUACGACUGUGAAGAUGGCAUUGGGGUGAUAUCAGGUGAACAUGUCCUGCUCUCCUCCCUCUCAGUACAGGAGCAGGUGAUAUUGUCCGAUCACUGCUCUCGAGCCAACAUGGUUAGGAUGAGGACACGGUCACCAAGCCAACCACCUCCUCACAGGAUGAACCCAAGUCCAACAGGAAUGUCAGUCUUCAACCGCCGAGCACGCCAGUUGCCUGUCAUCCCGACCAGAGGAGCUCCAGACAGAAUCCAGUCACAGCUGCCUCCAGAACCUAUCCUGCCCCCUGCACUUGCUCCAUCACCAGCCCCGGCCCCGCAGACUCCAGGUGUGAUAGAGGAUCAUUCAAAGAUGAGGGCCAACCUGUCCUUUAAAUCAUCAAACAGCGAUGUGUCGGCCAUUUCCAAUAGCCGAUCUGUGCACAGCAUCAGAACAGGGGCGACGUGUGGAGCGCCUCUUACAAAGUCGUCAAGUGUCGGAGGUGAAAUCUGUUCUCUGGGGAGAAAUGAUGAUGACGAUGAUGACAAGAGGCGGCGCUUGAGUUUUGGAGCGAAGAUGAUGGGAAUGGUUGGACUGGGAAAGAAGAGUCAGAGUGCCUCCCAGCUGAACCCUGAAGAGGAAGAGAAGAAGAAGAAGGUGGCGAGACUACCUGUCCAGAGAAGCAUAGAAACUGGUUUGGCCAUCGAGUUCAAAUCCCGUUUCACCCGACAACCAAGUUGUGACCCGGAUGCAGAGGACCCCAAACUUGGAGCUCUGAUAUUUCCGGGAGUGAAGUUGGCAUCAGACAAACAAUUCACUGGCUUCCUGGAAGGAUUAGGCCCCGCCCAGCUGGCUGGACGCCAGACUCUGGCAACGCCCCCAAUGGGUGACAUCCAGAUCGGGAUGGUGUACAGGAAGGAGCGUCUGGAUGUGGAGGUGAUCCGAGCUCGAGGGCUUGUGGGUAAACAAGGCCACAAGAACACUCCAGCUCCAUAUGUGAAGGUGUAUCUGAUGGACAGCGGGAAGUGUGUGCUGAAGAGAAGAACUCGUCUAGCGAGAAAAACAAUCGACCCUCUCUAUCAACAACAGCUGCAGUUUGAAGAGAACCCUGAGGGGAAAGUACUACAGAUUAUCGUGUGGGGCGACUAUGGUCGGAUGGACCAUAAAUCCUUCAUGGGUGCUGUUCAGAUUCUAUUGGAUGAUCUGGACCUAUCUAACAUGGUGAUUGGCUGGUUUAAACUGUUUCCUGCCACCUCAUUGGUGGACCCUGCCUUGGCCCCAUUGACCAAUAAGGAGACAGAGGGCAGUAAGUCCUAGAGGCAGGACUGACUGCAUCAUAGUAGCCACAAGUGGGACAAGUUGUUGCUGAGCUGGGCCUAAAGAAAGAAGUCCCAUGACCCUCCUCUGCUUCUGCAAGAUGACAUCACAGGGUAAUACAAGUGCCACACUGAUGUCAGUGGAAGUAGGAGGGAAGCUCCACCCACUGACACGAGAACCUAUCCUUGUGCGGAGGGUGAAACUACAAAACAAAGAAGGGGUCAUGUGACUUCCAGCUGCCAGCUCAUCAUAGCAGGUCUUUAGGAGUCAUGCGACUGUUACAGGCCUAUACAGUCACCUGG
Monopterus albus (swamp eel) is the source of this 4467-nucleotide messenger RNA. RefSeq names its product regulating synaptic membrane exocytosis 2b (gene rims2b). The coding region runs from base 1283 to 4165 and encodes 960 amino acids. The record is from RefSeq and is a predicted model, not a curated record. The transcript is spliced from 27 exons. Lineage: Eukaryota; Metazoa; Chordata; Actinopteri; Synbranchiformes; Synbranchidae. Gene Ontology annotation, biological process: regulation of membrane potential; calcium ion-regulated exocytosis of neurotransmitter; regulation of synaptic plasticity. Gene Ontology annotation, cellular component: presynaptic membrane; cytoskeleton of presynaptic active zone. Gene Ontology annotation, molecular function: transmembrane transporter binding; small GTPase binding.